CUUCACGUCCUCGCCAACAACUUCCUGUCUCACCGCACGUGACGCGGAAGCGCGGCGGCCGCCAUGGAGCCUGACGGGGCUUCGCGGCACCCCCCCAAACGGCGCGUCCCGCCGCGCAUGGCCGAGCCGCACCCGCUGUUCGAUGACACGAGCGCGGAGCGCGGUUACCGAGCGCCGCCGCCCGCCCCGUUCGCCGCCCCCCCCGCCGCCGCCGCCGCCGCUUUCCUCGCCGAGCCCGUGUCCAGCCUCGCCGCCGCCUAUGGGGCCUCUCUGGCCACGCAGGGACGAGACAUCGUGGACAGGAACCUCGAUCGGUUCCUGCCCGUGGGACGCCUCAAGUAUUAUUUCGCCGUCGACACCGUAUACGUGGGGCGGAAACUGGGACUGCUCGUGUUCCCCUUCCUGCACCCGGACUGGCAGGUCCGCUUCCAGGACACUCCGGUCGCCCCUCGCUUCGACGUUAACGCCCCCGAUCUCUACAUCCCGGCCAUGGCUUUCAUCACCUACGUCCUCGUCGCGGGAUUGGCUCUUGGCACCCAAAAUAAGUUCUCCCCCGACAGCCUGGGGCUGCAGGCGAGCUCGGCGCUGGCCUGGUUGCUCCUCGAGGUGUUGGCGCAGCUCCUCGCGCUCUACCUGGGCGCCGGCCCCACGGCGCUCGCCCCCGCAGACCUCCUGGCCUUCGCCGGCUAUAAAUACGUCGGCAUGAUCCUGGCUCUUCUGGCCGGGCUCCUCUUCGGCCACGCCGGUUACUUGGCGGUGCUGAGCUGGUGCUGCCUCACCAUCUUCAUCUUCAUGAUCCGCAGUCUCCGGUUGAAGCUGCUGUCGGAGCCGGCGGCUGAGGCUGUGCCGGUUCGGGGGGCGCGGAAUCAGCUUCGGAUGUACCUGACGAUGGGCAUGGCCGGAGCGCAGCCCCUCCUCAUGUACGGCCUCACUCGGCACCUCCUCACCUGAGGGGGGAACCCCCAAAACCCUCUGGACACCCCCCAAAAAAAUCCCUGACCCUCCCCAGGAUCCACCCCAACCCCAUCCGAUCAACCUCAAACCAAGAGGGAAUCCACAAACCAUUCCAUUUCCACCCAAAACGCCCCUUUUCCCACCCCCACAACCCCCUGAUGCUGAGGGGGGGGCCCCCAAAAUCCCCUGCUGCUGGGGGGGGGGCCCCCAAAAUCCUCUGGACACCCCCAAAAAAAUCCCUGACCCUCCCCAGGAUCCACCCCAACGCCAUCCGAUCAACCCCAAACCAAAAGGGAAUCCACAAACCACUCUGUUUCCACCCAAAACGCCCCUUUUCCCACCCCCACAACCCCCUGAUGCUGAGGGGGGGGCCCCCAAAAUCCCCUGGACACCCCCAAAAAUCCCUGACCCGCCCCCGACUACUCCUGAUCCGAUCAACCCCAAACCAAGGGGGAAUCCACAAACCACUUCGUUUCCACCCAAAACGCCCCUUUUCCCACCACCCCAACCCCCCUGAUGCUGAGGGGGGGCCCCAAAAUCCUUGCCUCCCCCCCCCUCGAACAGCAAGGACCCCCCAAAAUC
Messenger RNA from Cuculus canorus (common cuckoo), 1536 nucleotides. It is a transcript of the gene YIF1B, whose product is annotated as Yip1 interacting factor homolog B, membrane trafficking protein. Bases 64 to 951 code for a protein of 295 amino acids. Lineage: Eukaryota; Metazoa; Chordata; Aves; Cuculiformes; Cuculidae. The record is from RefSeq and is a predicted model, not a curated record. Gene Ontology annotation, biological process: endoplasmic reticulum to Golgi vesicle-mediated transport. The transcript is spliced from 8 exons. Gene Ontology annotation, cellular component: COPII-coated ER to Golgi transport vesicle; endoplasmic reticulum membrane; endoplasmic reticulum-Golgi intermediate compartment.